AUGAACGAUAACGAGGGAUUCAGGAGAUGCUUCGAGCACAUUCCCAUGGCUGCGCUAAACUGCGUGGUUUUCUCUCUGAUCCACCCCAAGUUGAGAGCGUACGAGACAAACCCGAGCAAGCCGUUUUCCCGCGCUUUUGCUUACGCAUCCGUCGGUUACUUCUUCUUCCAGCUCCUCCACGCGUUUGCUCGCACUGUGAACCCUAGAUCUAUUGUUUUCGUCGUCAUCUCUUUCAUCUUUGGUUUCUCAGUCAUCGCCAUCGCCUUGGCAGCCAUCUACUUCAACUGA
Microthlaspi erraticum is the source of this 288-nucleotide messenger RNA. Lineage: Eukaryota; Viridiplantae; Streptophyta; Magnoliopsida; Brassicales; Brassicaceae. The record is from the annotation of a GenBank genome assembly.